AUGAAAAGCACGGUAACGAUGGCAGCCUCUGUGCGAUGCACGCACCGAAUCCGUGCCCCGUUGGACCAUCUCAUCAUGCGCCCUUCAGAUAUGGAUCAGGUGGUGACAUCUAUCGGCACUACAGACGCCGCUAUCGUUACAUGGUACAUGCCACUGGCCAAUCUUCAGCAUAUUCUUCAUAGACGCUAUGAGGCGGAGCAGUUUGGAGAAAUUAUCAUUCCUCCCGUCACCACCCAAGAUCCCACCACAUCCGCCGAUGAACAGAACAACAACCCUCUUGGCUUUGUUACGCUUGUUGCUGGGAGGAAUUAUCCGCAAAAGCAAACGUGGCUUGAGCGCGUAUUUGACCCCGCACCGCAUUCGACACUGAGUCUCCGUGUGGCAGUGAUGGACCGUGUCCACUGGCAGCGAACAUCGUGGAUGGCAAACUCGAUCUGCCGCAGCAUAUGCUGGGGGCGCCUACCGCAAAAGAUGUUCUCUAUUAAUUUAGACUGGAAAAAUGCAGUCCAUAUCGACGCUGACUUCGAUGUGGACGCGGACAGGUACAAUGCACCAUACAGUGUGCAUGUACCGGGUUUGGGUUUCCAACUUACAUUGCGCGAUACCGGCCGCACUGUGCUCGACCGCGAGACCCCUACGGUUGACGGGUUUUUAGAUAAUGAAAGUGCCCUACACCGUCUAGCACUCGCACGGGAGGUGAACAUGCAGGGGUUAGGCGGUUGCGUGUACCGCCAAACGCUGUGGAGUGCACCGUCACUUCCCAACACAGCAAAGGUGAUGCAAUUUCAGCCGGGAGAAUUGUUCAAGCGGUGUUUUGGAGUUGAUCCGCCGGCACACGUGGAGCCAGUGGCUGCGUGGCUUGUGCAUGAGGUGGAGCAAACACUUGUGUACAAAAUGGAAGGCGAGGUGGAGGAUGAGAACGAGCCAAAUAGUGCGACAACGUACGGUGACCGUUCUCUCACUGAGCGUGUGCAGAAAAAAGCAAUGAACCGAUACAAUGGGUUCCGUGACGAGGUACGUGGCAAGGUGUAUAGUGAACUGGAUGGAAAGGAAUUGCCGCGCUAG
This is a messenger RNA of Trypanosoma brucei brucei TREU927, 1065 nucleotides long. RefSeq lists its product as hypothetical. The transcript has a single exon. The record is from RefSeq and is a predicted model, not a curated record. NCBI's taxonomy places the organism in Eukaryota, Euglenozoa, Kinetoplastea, Trypanosomatida, Trypanosomatidae. Bases 1 to 1065 code for a protein of 354 amino acids.